Messenger RNA from Aspergillus steynii IBT 23096, 428 nucleotides. RefSeq lists its product as uncharacterized. The transcript has a single exon. Lineage: Eukaryota; Fungi; Ascomycota; Eurotiomycetes; Eurotiales; Aspergillaceae. The record is from RefSeq and is a predicted model, not a curated record. The coding region runs from base 101 to 343 and encodes 80 amino acids.
CAUCACCGACGAUGGUUUUCAUUUGGGUUAUCCUUCUUUGUUUAUGGUCCAACAUGGAUUGAUUGGCCGGUGCUUUUCAGAAAUACCCCGGUAGUGGGAUAUGAUUCAGGGGUUAGAAGGGUUGAUAUUGGUUGAGCAGUUUUUGAUACACGCUUCUAGUUCUGAUUGUGCUUUAUUCUUAUUCCCUCAUUGGUUUUCUCUUGUUGUAUGUGUACAUAGUUCAGCUUCCUCACGCAAACGUUUUGCAUUUCUGCAAUUUGCAAAUCAUUUUCUCAUUCCUUGGUUCAGUUCUAAAAUUCCGGGCCUUGCGGUGACGGCCUCAGCUUUGUUCAUAUGGCAUUAGCAUAUAAAAGAUACACUGUUUUGAAUGCAACCUAAUAGUCCCAUUUUGAUCAAGAUACGGGUUCAACCUCGCUCAAUCUGGACGU